UGACCGCACGGGUCGGGCCGCUGCCGCCGCCGCUGCCGCCGCCUCCCGAGACGCAGCAACCAAGGCCCGGCGCGGAGGAGCCGCCGCUGUGAGCCGCGUCGUCCCGGCCCCCGUCGCCGCCGCCGCCCGAGAAGAACGGGAGGGCGGGCGAGAGAGCCGGGGAGUUGCGGAGCCGUACAGCCCGCCGGCGGCGCCGCCCCGCGGGCAGGGAGCCGAGCCUACAGUAAACAGGAAACUAGUUUGAAAGGAGAGGACUGUGUCUUUAUUUUUUAAAAUACGGAGUGUGCAGCUCUGAAUCUUGAAUCAUGACCAAGGAUGAGCUGUCUGUGCUGCAGGCGUGACCCAGGCUGAGCGCCCAAUGGCAGAGGUAGUCUGCUCCUAGAAAAAAACAUGGCCGCAAAGGAGAAAAUGGAGGCAGUGUUAAAUGUGGCCCUGAGGGUGCCAAGCAUCAUGCUGUUGGAUGUCCUGUACAGAUGGGAUGUCAGCUCCUUCUUCCAGCAGAUCCAAAGAAGUAGCCUCAGCAACAACCCUCUUUUUCAAUAUAAGUAUUUGGCUCUUAACAUGCAUUAUGUAGGUUAUAUCUUAAGUGUUGUGCUACUAACCUUGCCCAGGCAGCACCUGGUUCAGCUUUACCUGUAUUUUUUGACUGCCCUGCUCCUCUAUGCUGGACAUCAAAUCUCCAGGGACUACGUCAGGAGUGAACUGGAGUCUGCCUAUGAAGGACCAAUGUAUUUAGAACCUCUUUCCAUGAAUCGGUUUACCACAGCCUUAAUAGGUCAAUUGGUGGUGUGUACUUUAUGCUCUUGUGUCAUGAAAACGAAGCAGAUUUGGCUCUUUUCAGCUCACAUGCUUCCUCUGCUAGCCCGACUCUGCCUUGUUCCUCUGGAGACAAUUGUUAUCAUCAACAAAUUUGCUAUGAUUUUUACUGGAUUGGAAGUUCUCUAUUUUCUUGGGUCUAAUCUUUUAGUACCUUACAAUCUUGCUAAGUCGGCAUACAGAGAAUUGGUUCAGGUAGUGGAAGUAUACGGCCUUCUAGCCUUGGGAAUGUCCCUGUGGAACCAACUGGUGGUCCCUGUACUUUUCAUGGUUUUCUGGCUUGUCCUGUUUGCUCUUCAGAUUUACUCCUAUUUCAGCACUAGAGAUCAGCCUGCGUCACGUGAGAGGCUUCUUUUCCUUUUCCUGACAAGUAUUGCUGAAUGCUGCAGCACUCCUUAUUCUCUUUUGGGUUUGGUCUUCACGGUUUCUUUCGUUGCGUUGGGUGUUCUGACACUCUGCAAGUUUUACUUGCAAGGUUAUCGAGCUUUCAUGAAUGAUCCUGCCAUGAAUCGGGGCAUGACAGAAGGAGUUACACUGUUAAUCCUGGCCGUGCAGACUGGUCUGAUAGAGCUCCAGGUUGUUCACCGAGCAUUCCUGCUCAGUAUUAUCCUUUUCAUUGUGGUAGCUUCUAUCCUACAGUCUAUGUUAGAGAUUGCAGAUCCUAUUGUUUUGGCGCUGGGAGCAUCUAGAGACAAGAGUUUAUGGAAACACUUCCGUGCUGUGAGCCUUUGUUUAUUUUUGCUGAUAUUCCCUGCAUAUAUGGCCUAUAUGAUUUGCCAGUUUUUCCACAUGGAUUUUUGGCUUCUUAUCAUUAUUUCUAGCAGCAUUCUCACCUCUCUUCAGGUUCUGGGAACACUUUUUAUUUAUGUCUUAUUUAUGGUUGAGGAAUUCAGAAAAGAGCCGGUGGAAAACAUGGAUGAUGUAAUCUACUAUGUGAAUGGCACUUACCGCCUGCUGGAGUUUCUUGUGGCCCUCUGCGUGGUGGCCUAUGGCGUCUCCGAGACCAUCUUUGGAGAAUGGACAGUGAUGGGCUCCAUGAUCAUCUUCAUCCAUUCCUACUAUAAUGUGUGGCUUCGGGCCCAGCUGGGGUGGAAGAGCUUCCUUCUCCGCAGGGAUGCUGUGAAUAAGAUUAAAUCCUUACCCCUCGCUACGAAAGAGCAGCUUGAGAAACACAAUGAUAUCUGUGCCAUCUGUUACCAGGACAUGAAAUCUGCUGUGAUCACGCCUUGCAGUCAUUUCUUCCACGCAGGCUGUCUCAAGAAAUGGCUGUAUGUCCAGGAGACCUGCCCUCUGUGCCACUGCCACCUCAAAAACUCCUCCCAGCUUCCAGGGUUAGGGACAGAGCCGGUUCCACAGCCUCAUGCUGGAGCUGAGCAAAACAUCGCACUUCAGGAAGGUACUGAACCCCCAGCUCAAGAGCGUCCUCAAGGGACUGGGAUGCAAGAAGGUUCUAGGGACAAUAAUGAGUGCACUGCCAGCAGAUCAGAUAGCCAGGAAGGGGCUUGUGAGCCCAAGGAAUAUCCUUCUAGUGCAAAAGAUGGAGCAUGUCCUGUUGAGGUCAGCCCAGAAGAAAAGCAGCAGGAGUAGCACUGUGGUACUCUGGAGGGACAUUCACUCCCAAUGGAAUUUGCGCUCAGAUUUGAGGGAUGAAUGUAGGAAGUGAUUAGGUAGGAAACUUGACAUUCCAUGGAUCUAAUCCAGCAGUACUGUCAGUGGAGACCACCUGCUUUCAUGCCCUUGACAUUGUGGGAGAAAUUUUGCAAUGUAUGCUAAUCAAAAUGUAUUUAUAUAUCCUAUGCUGAUAUUUUGUAGAGGUUUGCCAAGGAAAUUCAACCUCAACAACUUCAGAACUGCCCCUGAUAUGUACGGGAUAAGUAAAAUCAGAUUUGAGUGUCUGAAAGGGGCUAAAGAAAGGAGGAUAAAGAGCAUAAGGACAACAUGGGAAGAAGCAGGAUCAUUCUUGUUACAGAGUAUGAGUAGUGACCCACCCCUUUUUCCAGCCAUUUCCCUCAGUUCAUUGGAACUCAUUCAGUGAUUAUUGAGUUUUGUACAGCACUGAUGGAAAUCAAAAAUGUCAAAGGGUUGAUUGUAUUCCGAAAUUGAAGCACGCUCAUACUUCGUAUGUGCU
This is a messenger RNA of Rhinolophus ferrumequinum (greater horseshoe bat), 2944 nucleotides long. RefSeq names its product ring finger protein 145 (gene RNF145). NCBI's taxonomy places the organism in Eukaryota, Metazoa, Chordata, Mammalia, Chiroptera, Rhinolophidae. The transcript has 12 exons. Gene Ontology annotation, cellular component: endomembrane system; endoplasmic reticulum. Bases 391 to 2403 code for a protein of 670 amino acids. Gene Ontology annotation, molecular function: ubiquitin protein ligase activity; zinc ion binding. The record is from RefSeq and is a predicted model, not a curated record.